GUCGCUGCAAAUAAAAAUUUGAAUGCUUUUUCCGCCUUCAAAGUUUCUUCUACCUAAAGCUAUCGCAUAUGGUUUGAUAAGUCGGUCUUGACGGGUUUAAAUACCCUGCGGUCGUUAACUCUAUUGAAGCCCUCCUAUUGGCUAAGAAAACUAUCAACGAGAAUCGAAGAUGAUAAGCAUCUAACAGAAACAAUUCACUUCCGAUGUGGUGAUUGGUCACAGACUUCAAAUUCGCAAGAACGUGGAAUUUUGCUACCAAAUCGAAAAGUACACAAGUUUGUUACUUAUAGAUGAUCCUUGACCUCGGGGGCAUUUGAUUCUUUUGUUAUUGCCUUCCUGCCGAAGCGUGUCUUAGGACAGUGUGAAAAGGGUAAUGCUUAGAAGUUUCUUUUCCAAAUAUAAACAGAGCCAUAGAUAACACUGACCAGAUCUGUGUUCAAGCAAGCACACGUAUUGUUUUGGAAUGACUUAAUGAAAAAUGACAACAUUGUGCGUUCAAUAGGUGCGAAAAACGAAUAAGAGCGUCACCUCUAAAUCAAGCAUUGUGUCGUGAAUAUGUGUAAAGGGAAUGACCGCCAGCCAAAGAAACCAUUGUUUACUUUAAAAGAAGACUUCGCCUUCUAGAUCUGUAGGAGGUGUGUAGAGAACAGUAUGCGGUGAUAUGCACGCUGAUACUGAGCGUUCAGGGAUAACGUCUGAUUGUUGGUCCCCUUAGGUCGAUUUGCCUUAAAUUACACAACUUUUUUGUUUUCAACAAGUGAGCGAGACAGACGGAGUUUUUCUCGCUUAGAGUAGGCAUAAUCACACCCAAACUUCCGUGGGGUGCCUUUCAUAGGACUGUAAGGUGGUUACGAAUUCAGCCCUAUUCAAGCAAAAUCGCCGGCACGAUCCCUGAAAGUAUUCAGUGAAUUUAAAAAGCCUGGUAUCAAAUUAGGCAACCAAAAAGUUCAACCUCGUUCCCAGGGUUCUUCCUUUCCUUUACCAAAUUUUCAAUGGUAAAGCCCUGGAAACGAGUUACAAGGGAUUUAUGAUUAAUACCGGGCGCUCAUUUCGAUCGAUUUGGAAUUAUUCGUGCUUUUUUAUCCGAGGGAACGAAGAAAGUAAAAGACAAAAAACCCUUUCACUUUCUUUGAUUACAUCCUGUGAUGAGUCAUCUUUGUUUUCAAGGUUUCUAGGUUCGAAACCGUAGAUUAUUGAAGUUCUGUCACUGUUUGUGGAUCUAUCUUGGUCCAUCUUGAAAAGGCUUUUCAUCUUCGUUCCAUUUUAUUUUUCCAUUUCCGUUUUGGUGUUUAUUUUCACCCUAGCAGACAGUUGUUUUGGAGUAUAGCUGUCCAAAACUAAUUCUUUCGGACGCUGAAAGUGAAAUUCAAAAGAUUGUCUUGUGGUUUCUUUGUCGGGGUGUCAGCCAUUGGUUGGAGCCGGAAAUAAGGCUAAGCAUCAUAUCUGUUCAUUUUCUUCCGUUUGUUAUCCCAUGGUGUUACAAGAUGACGCAGGAUUCUAUCAAGGCAUUUGUUCGAGAAAAUUUCGGCAAGGACUACCUCCCAGUCUAUCACGGCCAUACAAACAUUAUCUCGCCACUUGCGCUGAUUGUUAAACGAAAGCGGUCGUUGUGGAAGCGCCCCUUUGGUAAAGGAGAAAUGGUCAUUGUUGGUGGAUUGCACAGAUAUCUUACUGAAGAGAAGGAGAAACACUUUAAAAACUACUGCCGGUCAAAACUUAUGAAAGAAAACAGGAAUUUGGAAAAAACAGAAACGAGUGAUGUCAGCAGGAAUCUUGAUAUCUCGCUUGAAAGCUUGGACGCUGGGGGACUGGAACUAAAGUUAACCGACAUUCUGGGGGACCUGGAGCUUGGCAAGCUUACAGAAGAGUAUUACGUGGACGUAGAUUUGCGCGAAUUGUUGUCACACGCUGUGUUAGAUCCUGAUAAGAUGACAUCAUUAGAGGGUCACCAUUUGCGUCUUGUAACAGCUGUGAUGUAUAGCGCCAAGUUUUUUCUUAGAGGCAACCGAAAGCAUCAGGCAACAAUUUCAGGAGAUGUCCACACACCCUCCAAGCUAGCCUGGUUAUUAGGGAAAGAUUCCUUAGUAAAAGGAAGCGUUACAAACCAGUCUUACCUUCCGCCAAUGGUACGAAGGCAGUCUCGGGCGCCUUUUCUCUUUAAAUUUUGUCGCGUAGCCUAUAACAAGGAAGGGAAAAGGUUACAGAUUCAAGAUGGCGUGUUUGUUGGCAAAUCCUUUCGGAGUGGUGGUGGACGCGAAGAUGUCAUAUCAGACGAACAAGCAGCGUUGCAUUUAGAAAUGGAAGAAAGUUUAAGUCCAGGUGGGAUUUUCCUAACAGAGAAAGAUAAUGAAAAAGUAGAAGAUGUCAGAAAACUUCUGAUCACUGCAGAAAAUGGUACUCAGCUGAAAACACAGAUAUUUACGUAUUUAAAUUGGUUUGAACAGAUUUUGACAAGUGACUCAAAGCUGUUACCAUUCGGCAAACCACUAACCAAGGAUGAUUGUGACUUUCUCCAAAAACUUGGAAUUCGAGCCAGGCCAAAGCAGUUGGUCCUGAGAUUAGCUUCGGUGCAAAAAGACGUGAUCCAUGAAUAUGGCUGCCUGUUGAAAUUUAUUAGCGAAGCAUCGAAAGAAAACUGGGAAGAACUUCUUCAAAGCAUGAUGGAUUCAGGGAAAGGCGAGGAAAAGAAUGAAGAUAUGGCUGUAGCAGAACAAUUACUCUAACAUAAAUGAUCCAUAUUUCUUUUCAAACCAUUAACUGAAAGAAGUAAAUAAACGCCUGAUUAUUUCA
This is a messenger RNA of Pocillopora damicornis (cauliflower coral), 2790 nucleotides long. RefSeq lists its product as uncharacterized. The record is from RefSeq and is a predicted model, not a curated record. NCBI's taxonomy places the organism in Eukaryota, Metazoa, Cnidaria, Anthozoa, Scleractinia, Pocilloporidae.